This is a messenger RNA of Phaethon lepturus (White-tailed tropicbird), 1868 nucleotides long. It is a transcript of the gene DENND6B, whose product is annotated as DENN/MADD domain containing 6B. Gene Ontology annotation, molecular function: guanyl-nucleotide exchange factor activity. Bases 1 to 1674 code for a protein of 557 amino acids. The transcript has 20 exons. NCBI's taxonomy places the organism in Eukaryota, Metazoa, Chordata, Aves, Phaethontiformes, Phaethontidae. Gene Ontology annotation, cellular component: recycling endosome. The record is from RefSeq and is a predicted model, not a curated record.
AUGGGCAGAUCUCCAUUUUUCAAGUCAUUUGGUGCUAGUUUCUUUCUCAUCCGCUUAUUUAAAGCCACCUGCAAUCUCCGCAUUUCCCGAUCAUUGGUGUAUCCUUAUGACUUUAGACUAACAGAGAAAGAGAAAACUAGUAUCUGCUACUUGUCCUUUCCAGACUCCUACUCAGGUGGCCUGGGAGAUACUCAAUUUAGCUUCCGCCUUCGUCAGUCUGGGGGACAGAGGACCACUCAUUAUGAGGAUGAUGGCGAGUACAAUAGAGAAGCACCCCUAACGCUGCAGCGGGAGUCAGCUCAUUACUUCGGUUACGUAUACUUCAGGCAAGUCAAGGACAGCUCGAUGAAGAGAGGUUAUUUUCAGAAGUCUUUGGUGCUGGUGUCACGCCUUCCAUAUGUGAACUUGUUCCAGUCGUUGCUGCAGCUGAUUGCUCCAGAAUAUUUUGACAAGCUGGAGCCAUGCCUGGAGGCAGUAUGCAAUGAGAUUGAUCAGUGGCCUCCUCCUGUGCCAGGACAGACUCUGAACCUUCCAGUGAUGGGAGUUGUCAUUCAGGUGAGAAUCCCAUCAAGGGUGGAUAAGCCAGGAUCAAGCCCAGUGAAGCAGUUCAAUCAAGAGAAUCUGUUACCAGCACCAUUGGUUCUCCCCAGUAUUCACGAACUGGAUCUUUUCAGAUGUUUCCAGCCAGUGCUAAUUCAUAUCCAGAUGUUGUGGGAGCUGAUGUUACUAGGAGAGCCAAUUGUUGUAAUGGCACCAUCCCCUACGGUUUCUUCAGAAAUGGUUUUAGCACUUACCAGCUGCCUUGCUCCACUGAGGUACUGUUGUGACUACCGCCCCUAUUUUACUAUCCACGACAGUGAAUUCAAAGAGUAUACCACCAGGACGCAGGCACCGCCAAACAUUGUUGUGGGAGUCACAAACCCUUUCUUUAUCAAAACUCUCCAGCACUGGCCACACAUUCUUCGGGUUGGGGAGCUCAGACUGUCAGGAGACCUGCCCAAGCAAGUUAAGGUGAAGAAGCUUGCUAAACUGAAAACUCUAGACACAAAACCAGGAAUCUACACUUCAUAUAAAACAUUUCUUCACAAAGACAAAACCCUGAUAAAAAGAUUACUGAAGGGCAUUCAGCGGAAGCGCCCGUCUGAAGUCCAGAGCGCGCUUUUGAGGCGUCACCUCCUGGAGCUCACCCAGAGCUUCAUUAUUCCCCUGGAGCAUUAUAUUGCAAGUCUGAUGCCUCUGCAGAGGGCCAUUACUCCAUGGAAGAAUCCUCCACAGGUUCGUCCUUUCCGUCAGGAAGAUUUCAUGAAGACCCUUGAGCAUGCUGGUCCCCAACUUACCUGUGUACUUAAGGGUGACUGGUUAGGCCUCUACAGGCGUUUCUUCAAGUCUCCCAACUUUGAUGGCUGGUACCGUCAGAGGCACAAGGAAAUGACCCAGAAGCUGGAGGCCCUUCAUCUGGAGGCAAUCUGUGAAGCGAACAUUGUGGCCUGGAUGAAGGACAAGUCUGAGGUGGAGAUUGUAGACCUGGUGCUAAAACUUCGUGAGAAGCUGGUAAGAGCCAGGUGCCAGCACCUCCCUGUGAAGGAGGAAACUCUGCAGCGGGUGGGCCUGUACAUCGAGACCAUCAUUGGCUCCUUGCCGGAGGAUCUCCAGGCUGUGCUGCACCACCACUGAGCACGGUGGAGGGACUCUGUUGGAGAAGGAAGGGCCCUCCCAGACCGCUCCGAGCUGUGGGCACCUGCAGUUACGUUUGGAAAGGAAAGUUCUUCCCUGAUCCAGCCAGCAUGAGCUGAUCUGGACCUUGCUCACAACUGUGUGUGACUUCGAGCACGUGAGCGUGUGGGUCAGAACUGUAGCAGAAACGGGGA